AUGGCUUCAUCAAGUGCUGGUGGUAGUAGUAGCAAUUCGGCUUCUAUUAGUGUAAGUAACACUACUAUUGGAGGGAGGAAAUUGUCUAGAAAUGCUCCUGGAAAUAAGUUAGAUCCUGGAUGGAAGCAUUCAAUUGAAGUUCCAGGAACAAAAAAGCUUAAAUGCAAGUAUUGUCCCAAAAUAAUGUCUGCUGGAGUUUUUCGUGUGAAGCACCAUUUGGCAGGAACAUCUAAAGAUGUUGAACCAUGUAUAGCGGUGCCAGAUGAAGUAAAAACUGAGAUGUUGAAUCUUCUUAUUGGAGGAGCACAACAAGGAAAAUCAUUGAACAAAAAUUUGGGGUGCAAUGUGCAAGAAGUACAAGAGGAAGAUGUUAGUGGUGGUUCCGAUAUUUUCAAGAAAAGCAGAACAUCUCCUCCUAUUACCCUCAAUACCAUAUUCAAGAAGAACUUGAGGGAGGAGGCAUGUCUUGACAUUUGUACUGCUAUGUAUAAUAAUGGAAUUUCUUUCAAUUUUGUGAAUAGCGAUGAUUUCAAAAAGAUGUGUGAAUCAAUUGCUAAGCAUGGACCGGGUUUCAAGCCACAAUCUUAUCAUGAGUGUAGAGUGAAAUACUUGAAGCAAAAAUAUGAUAUGACAAUGGUUGUUGUUGAUUCACAUAGGGCUCUAUGGAAGAAAACUGGAUGCACAAUAAUGACUGAUGGAUGGACUGAUAAAAGAAGAAGAACAAUAAUCAACUUUUGUGUGCAUAGCUCUAUGGGAAUUGUGUUCCUUAAGUCCAUUGAAGCUUCUCACAUCACCAAAACAGCUGACAAGAUUUUUAAGAUGAUUGAUGAUGUGGUACAAGAGAUUGGUGAAGAAAAUGUUGUCCAAGUUGUGACGGAUAACGCUGCAAAUUAUAAAGUUGUUGGGGCUUUGUUGAUGGAGAAAAGAAAGAAAAUAUAUUGGACACCUUGUGCUGCUCACUGCAUUGAUUUAAUGCUAGAAGAUUUAGAGAAGAAAAUACCCCUUCAUAAAGACACAAUUUAUAAGGGGAAAAAAAUUACAACUUAUAUCUAUUCAAGAACAUCUCUCAUUUCAAUAUUGCACAGCUUCACCAGUGGCAAAGAUUUGAUUAGACCCGCCAUGACUCGCUUUGCCACAUCCUAUUUGACUUUGAAAUGCCUCCAUGACCAUAAACUUCCUGUAAAAAGAAUGUUCAUGUCAGAUGAAUGGAAGAAUAGCAAAUAUGCAAAGUCAACAGAUGGAAAACUUAUUGAAAAUACAGUGAUGGAUAAACACUUUUGGAAAAGGGUUGAGAUUUGUUUGAUAGGGGCACUUCCUUUGAUUGAAGUGCUUCGGUUAGUUGAUUCAGAUGAUGCAGCCAUGGGCUCCAUUUAUGAGGCAAUGGAUCGUUCCAAGGAGAAAAUUGAAGAGGAUUUCAAAAAAAAACCUUCAUUUUAUCAACCUAUUUGGGAUGUCAUUGAUGCAAGAUGGGAGAGGCAGUUACAUAGGCCUUUGCAUGCUGCAGGCUAUUACCUUAACCCAAAACAACAUUAUUAUCCUACAUUUAAAGUUGAUUAUGAAGUAAAGGUUGGACUAUAUGAUUGUAUAAAAAGGAUGGUGGGAGAUAUAGUUGUAGAAAGAAAGAUUGAUGAACAACUUGAGGAAUUCAAGUAUCGUAGAGGUCUUUUUGGGUCUACCUUUGCUAGGGAUGGAGUUGAAACCAAGAGUCCAGCAGCAUGGUGGGAAUCUUAUGGUGAUGGUGUUCCAGAGCUCCAAAAAUUGGCUAUCCGUGUACUUAGCUUGACAUGUAGUUCCUCUGGGUGUGAGCGGAAUUGGAGUGCUUUUGAGAUGGUCCACACAAAGAAAAGAAAUCGUUUGAAGCAGGAGACAAUGAAUAAUGUUGUUUUUGUGAUGGCUAACUCAACAUUAGGCAAGAAAAAACAUAGAGAAUCUCCUCGAAUUGAUUAUAACUUUGAUGAAAUUGAGUCGGAUGAUGAAUGGAUUGUGGAACCAACAUAUGAAGAAACUUUGGAAGAUGUUGAAGAAGAUCAAGAUCCCCUUGGCUUGGAUGAUCCAAAUGAAGAAGAAGGGAACUUGAAUGAUUUGGAAAUUCCGGAAUUUAUUAGUGGAGGAGAAGACGAAGAAGAUGAUAUUGACUUAGACUCUGCUGACUUAGAUUAGAGAUGUUGAUCUCUUUAAUAAUUUUAUUGCCUUAGUAUUUUGAUUUUAGUAUGUAUUAUGAUGACUAAGUUCAAAAUUAAUUUUUAUUUCCUUAGUGUUUGGACUUAUGUA
This is a messenger RNA of Gastrolobium bilobum, 2271 nucleotides long. RefSeq lists its product as uncharacterized. The coding region runs from base 1 to 2160 and encodes 719 amino acids. The record is from RefSeq and is a predicted model, not a curated record. NCBI's taxonomy places the organism in Eukaryota, Viridiplantae, Streptophyta, Magnoliopsida, Fabales, Fabaceae. The transcript has 3 exons. Gene Ontology annotation, molecular function: protein dimerization activity; DNA binding.